Messenger RNA from Caenorhabditis elegans, 1449 nucleotides. RefSeq names its product Enoyl-CoA Hydratase (gene ech-8). Gene Ontology annotation, molecular function: oxidoreductase activity, acting on the CH-OH group of donors, NAD or NADP as acceptor; NAD+ binding; oxidoreductase activity. The record is from RefSeq and is marked reviewed. Lineage: Eukaryota; Metazoa; Nematoda; Chromadorea; Rhabditida; Rhabditidae. The coding region runs from base 63 to 1376 and encodes 437 amino acids. The transcript has 8 exons. Gene Ontology annotation, biological process: fatty acid metabolic process.
AGAUCUUUUAAUUCGUUACAAUUGGUUUUAUUUUGAAAUUUAGAUUUUUGAAAUUCAGAAAAAUGGAUAAAGUGCCACAAGCAGUGAGGGACUAUUUGAUGGAGGCUCAUCAAUUGGCGGCUCAGUGGUCUCUUCCAAAUGAUCGCGGUGACUACAUAAAUUCGAAAUCAAUUCCAAUCAAAUCAGUGGCUGUAAUUGGAGGUGGAACCAUGGGAAGAGGAAUUGCAAUCGCAUUUUGUUUAUCAGGAUUUGAGACGUAUCUUGUCGAAGUUAACAAUAAGGCUGCCGAAUUCUGUAAAAAUGAAUUGGAAAUCACUUACAAAAGGGAAAAAGCAUUUCGAAGACUGAACGAUUCAAAAGUUGAAAAAUUGAGAAAAAAUCUACAGAUAACUACAGAUUUUCAAAAGCUAAAUAAUUGUGAUUUGAUUGUAGAAGCCGUUUUUGAAGAUAUGAAACUGAAAAAGGAACUUUUCACUAAACUUGAUAAAAUUUGCAAACCAUCAUGUAUUUUUGGAACCAACACAUCAAGUUUAGAUUUGAAUGAGAUGUCAUCAGUACUUAGAGAUCCAACAAAAGUAGUUGGAAUUCAUUUUUUCAAUCCGGCAAAUUUGAUUCGAAUGGUUGAAGUGAUCUACGGAUCGAAAACUUCCUCCAAAGCAGUUGCUACAGCUUUUGAAGCAUGUAGAUCUAUCAAAAAGCUACCAGUUCUUGUGGGAAACUGUCCAGCAUUUGUAUUUAACCGGCUACUUGGAGUUUAUCUGAAUCAGAGUCAAAAGUUGAUGUAUGAAUACGGAUAUCUUCCUCAUCAAAUUGAUAAAAUCAUUACAAACUUUGGAUUCCUAAUGGGUCCUUUAACAGUAGCUGAUAUGAAUGGAUUAGAUGUAAUGGAAAAGUUGAAAAAGGAGAAUGGAUGGCCAGCAAGUGAUUUUGAAAAGGAAGUUUGGAGACAAAAGAGAUACGGUAGAAAAACAAAUAAGGGAUACUACAAAUAUGAUCCAAAUACUCACAAAAAGGAGAAUGAUAUAGAAAUGGAGCAGCUCAUUCGAAAAUUUUCUUCAGCUGCAAGUCCAAAUAUACAAAUUUUGAACGAUCAGGAUGCCGUCAAUUUCCUCUUGUAUCCCAUGGUCAACGAAGGUCUUUUGUGCAUUGAGGAAGGAAUCAUCCAUCAUGAAAGUUUGAUCGAUAUCAUGUUCAUUCUCGGGUUUGGAUGGCCUGUUGCUACUGGUGGUCCGAUGAGAUUUGGAUGGCUUCAAGGAAUUGAAAAAGUUGCGAGCACAAUUAUUCUCUGGAAUUCUUUAGAACCAAAUGAUAGAACAUACAAAGUUGCGGCCACGUUGCAAAAUGUGGACAGGAAGAAUUUUGCAGCGAAAUUAUAAAUUUUGUAGUUCGUUACCAUGUUCAAAGAGAUGAUUAUUGUAAAAACAUAAAUAAAUACCCUGUAUACAAUUG